AGCCGGAAGUUCGUAUGCGUGGGACGUUGCGGAUAUUUUUACAAAAUUACUAUUCGUAUAAUUUGUAUUUGGUUAUUCUGUUACAGGCACUGACUGCAGUAGCGGGAAACAUGUCCGAGUCAAAGGAUCGUCUCCGGGUCGCUGUUCGCGUCCGACCUUUCAGUCAACGAGAAGUUGCUAGGGGAUGUAAGAGAAUCGUCGACAUGGAUGGCGUGACAACGUCUCUGACUCAUCCGACAGACCUGGCCGACCGUAAGAGUUUCUCAUUCGAUCAUUCCUAUUGGUCGUUCGACGGAUUCAGUGAAGACCAGACUAGCGGCAGGAACGUUGCCGAUCCUAGUCAUCCUAGAGGCCAUCAGUACUGCGACCAGGAGCGUUUGUUUGGCGAUGUGGGACGGGUAAUGCUGGCCGACACUUUUGAAGGUUACAACACCACUUUGUUUUCGUAUGGGCAGACGGGAUCUGGGAAAUCCUACUCGGUUAUUGGGUACGGCUCCAAUGAAGGUAUUAUUCCACAGUUCUGCCACGAGAUUUUCCGUGCCAUCGAUGAAAACUCGUAUACUUCGCCUGUUGAUCCUAUUCAAUUUGAAGUCCAUCUCUCUAUGCUGGAAAUUUACAAUGAAAAUGUGUACGACUUACUCACACCAUCGAAAACCGAUAAGGGACUGAAAGUGCGUGAACAUCCCAAAAAAGGAUUUUAUGCUGAUGGGCUCUCGAAUUUCGUGGUGACCAGUUAUGCAGACAUAGAACGGCUAAUAAAACACGGCACGCUCAACCGUACUGUGGUAGCGACAAACAUGAAUGCUACCAGCAGCCGAUCGCACACCAUCGUUUCCAUUGGCCUCGACCAGAAAAGAACGACUCAAAUUGGCGAGGUUACUAUUACAUCCGUCGUCAACAUUGUUGAUUUAGCCGGAAGUUACUCGCUCGUUAAAAAAACGGAGGAUUCACUGGAACAGCAUGUAUUGAAAAAGACAGUAUUUAAACGCCAUCACGAGAGGGUUAGCAAAGCUGGGACUGGAAACACGAGCGGGGAACGUUUCAGAGAGGGUGUGGCCAUUAACCAGUCACUUCAAUGUCUUGGCCAUUGCAUUCACGCUCUAGCGGAAUCGUCGUCGGCGUCAUCAUCUAAUUUUCCAAUGAAUAGUCACAGCAAGAACCAACGAAUCCCUUUUCGCGAUUCUGUGCUCACUAAGUUGCUGAUGAACGCUUUGGGAGGUAACAGCAAAACUAUCAUGGUGGCAUCGAUUAGUCCCGCUGAUAUUCAUUAUGAGGAGACGUUGUCAACGUUACGCUACGCUGAUCGAGCCAAGCAAAUUCGAACGCGGGCGACUGUCAAUGAGAAACCAAUCGAAAAAAUAGUUCGUGAGCUGAAAGGAGAAAACCAGCGCAUAAAAGCUGCAUUGACACGCGGUAAUAUUGAUCCUCAGUGGGUAAAAACUGUGGUAAAUGGUCGACAGAGCAAUCCCAAAACUCUGAAAGAUACGAAAAAGAAGUGGGAGGACGAACUUCGAGCUCAAGUAACGGAGAAUGAACGUGAAAUACAACGUAUUCGAUCACCGAAACCAAAGGAAUUACCAAAAGCAGAUGAAGUCGUGACUGAUAUGUUAUUCGAAAGUAAACGAAAUCACGAAGGUGGCGGACCAUAUUUACAAAAUGUCAACAUGGAUCCUUUAUUGGACGGACGAUGGAUACAUUAUCUCAAACGAGGCACUACUUUAAUCGGAAAAGCGCAGCCCAGCAUAUCGGGUAUCGAAAUGAUCGGCCCGGGGAUGCAGCAGAAUCACGCAGAAAUAUCAUUCCACGAGAACAAUGACGUGGCUCUCCACUCGUUGACGGAAAAUGGACGAGUUUUGGUUAACGGUGUACCAAUCAAACCGCGGGUUGAAACGGUUCUGCAGCCCAACGAUCGGCUGGUUUUCGGUGCCACGCAAAUGUGGCUAUUCCGGAAUCCAGCACUGGUGGACCAAGCGGGUGUUUCUGACAGUCCAAUGAUAAAUUAUGAUUUCAUUUUACAUGAAAUGGCAACCAAAUCAGGGAUGGAUAUCCUUUCCAGUUCCUCGGACGGUAAAGACUCACUACAGGAAGAGCUCGUGGCCGUAUUGCCGUCGGUUGAAGAGGCUAAUGAGAUCAGCGCUGAACUGAACAAGCCAGUCAAGUUUGAGAUUGUUCUUGUCGCACCACAAAUCUACAAUAAUCCAGCCGAAAAAAUGGUUCCUAGUCAAGUGUACGUCAAGAUGAAGAACUUGGACCACGGAACUGAAUACAUUUGGUCCAAAGAGAAAUUUUUCACGCGUUUUGAUUUCAUGCGAGAACUCUACAGGCAUCACCAAAUGGAAAUCAAUGGAGAAGAAGAAGACGGCAGAGAAAUCAGGAUAACAGACGAUCGUGAUCCAUUUUCUGAAUCAUCUGAUGCUGUCGUAAUAAUAGGGAUGACAAGAAUAGUUCUGCGAUCGCUUGCCUAUUUGGUGGAGAUGCAGGAUCACGUUCCCAUCACUGAUUUACGCGGCAUUAAGAUCGGAGUAAUGAAAAUUGCGCUGGUUCCUUGCGCCGAUAGUUUGGGUCAUCAACUUCAAGAGGACGAUUUGGUCGAUUCAUCAGACCAAUUGAUCGGAAAAAAUCUUUUCUUUAAAUUCCACAUUAUUGGUUGUCGCAACCUACCUCCUAAAUUUAGAGUUGAUCUUCACUGCAAGUACAGAUUUUACGGCGACAAAGAUGACAGUAAGACAAAGAUGUAUCCUUACUCGUCUAAUUUACAAUUCAACCACAGUCGGAUCUUGAGCUACGAACCAGUAACGAGAGAGUUCGUAGAUUACCUGAAUCACGGGUCGGUAGUAGUAGAAGUCCUUGGGAGACACAUCAUUGAGCAGAAUCAUCCUUUUAAUAAUUCCUAUCCUACACCUCACCUCGUGGAUAGUAGAGAAUUCCUCGACGAAGAAGAUCAAGGAGUCUUGUCAAGGACGGGCGAAAUAAUGGCACAGAAGCCCUCCAUAAACAAUUUCGAAAGUGCAUUCAAAUCAGUGGACGGAAGAAAACAGGAAUUGCUAGCCGAACUGCAACUAGUGAAACGCACACACGUGAGACUUCAACAGCGAUUGGAUUUCAUCCGCCAGAUGACCGACCGUUGUCUUCUCACCGGGCAGGAAAGCAUUCCAACGGCGUUGCUGGAUGCGAUGCUUAACGCCAACGGAUCGGAACAGGCUCGACGCAUCGUUCAACAACUAGAAACCGGAGAAGAUGGUGACGAAUGGGUGGACUGGAACGUAACGAAUCAACCAAAAGAACACAGAAGCAGCGUUUGCGUCAUAUCAUAAAACAAAAUGAACACAAUUGCUGCCCACCCAUAUACAUAGACUAAAUUAAACAACUUCUAUUACGUGUUAAUACAUUUCUUAGUAAUUCAAUUGCCCAUGAUCAAUAAGAUUAAGAUGGAGACUGA
Molecule: messenger RNA, 3439 nt
Organism: Daphnia pulex (common water flea)
Lineage: Eukaryota; Metazoa; Arthropoda; Branchiopoda; Diplostraca; Daphniidae
Product: kinesin-like protein KIF28P
Exons: 22
Coding region: 15-3314 (1099 amino acids)
Biological process (GO): microtubule-based movement; cytoskeleton-dependent intracellular transport
Cellular component (GO): kinesin complex; microtubule
Molecular function (GO): microtubule binding; microtubule motor activity; ATP binding
Source: RefSeq, a predicted model, not a curated record